UGUCAUUCACUUGUGUUAAUGUUAAAUUAAUGAGUCAGUGUGGCUCUUAAACAUUAUUUCUUACACCUAGUUUGAAGCAAAAUACACCAGUGAUGCAAUAAAUUAAAAAUAUAACAUCACACAGUAGGAGGAACUAACAAGAAGGCAGGGUUGAAGUGCUGUAUUUGCAUGUUGCAUACACUCAUAGAAAGAACCAGACUUGACAGUAGCUCAUAUGUUUGAAGUCUACUCACUCACAGGCAUGGCUGCUCAUCUCAUCAUUCUUCUUCUCUUCAGUGUGCUCAAAGGAGUUCACAGCAUAACUACAGUCAGUAAAGUAUCAGUGAAAGCUGGAAAAUCUAUCUCCAUCCCAUGUCUAUAUGAGUCCCAAUACAUAAACCAUGUGAAGUACUUGUGUGAAGGUUAUUAUUGGAACUUCUGCAGAUAUGCAGUAAAAACAAACAAACCAGACCCUUCAGGAAAAUAUUUAAUCUCUGAUGACAAAAAACAGAACAUUUUUACUGUGACUAUAAACCAGCUGACAAAUGAAAACACUGAUUACUGGUGUGUGGUGGAGAUUAAUAAUGGAGAGGAUUAUCCACAGUAUUUUCACCUGUCAGUUACCAGAGGUACCCCCAGUCUCUAUGUGGAUCAUCAGAGGAUUACAGGAUAUAUUGGAGAAAGCAUAACUAUUAGAUGUAACCACAGUAACUCUGGAGAAAUGAAGUGGUGCAGGCUGGGCAGGAACUGUGUGACAGGAUCAUCUGGAUCCAUAGAUGGAACAACAGUGACCACUCACAUGAGCGACCCAAAUGUUUUCACAGUGACCAUGAGUGGACUAAGGUCAAAGGACAGUGGCUGGUAUUGGUGUGCUAAAGCAGACAUUCAGAUACCAGUAUAUUUAACUGUUACAGAGAACACUACCACUACCCCUACUACUGCUACUACUAGUACUACUAUCUCUACUACUAUUCAUACUGUUGCUGAAAAUGGAACAAUGGAACAAGGGAAAACUUCUACAAUAGGAGAAAAUAAACAACACAGAGAUUCAUUUGCCCCAAGGAUCCUCAUCAUCCCUCUGAGUGUGUUGAUCUGGAUUGUAAUUGUGGUGUUGUUCAUCUGGUUUAUACUGAGACACAAGCAGAGGAAAGCAGACUCAUCAGUCACGCCAACGGCUGAAGAGGAAAUAAUAUACUCUGAUGUUAGACCCAAAAAAAGAAGUUUAGCCAAGGUGGACAAGGAAGUAACAUACUCUGAAGUUAGACUCUACAAAAAAGGGAAGAGUUCAUUUGCUGAAAGUGAAACGGAAAUCUUGUACAGUUCUGUUGUUAGGAAACAACGCAUGAAAAGGGUAAAUAUUACAAGACCUGAACCCAACCACACACUGUAUCUCACCUCCUUUAUUUCCUUCACUUCAAAUCAUUCUGUUUGUUAUCCCAGUGUCAUGCUUUCCUUUUAAUUCGAUCACAUGUUUCUUUGCUUUUUCUUCUUAAUUUCCCAACAAAUGUUCAUAAGAUUUGUUUCUGUUCUCCAACAGGGUGACGGAAAAGACACAGGAGUUACAUUAGAGCACAUUAGCUAGAAUUUAAAAGAUUAAAUAUUAAAACAUUUGCAAUUUUAUCUAUUUUAUCUGUACCUAUGUUACUGGAGUCUUAUGGUGCAAUGUCUUAUCUGUUGCCAUCAGCUUGUUAUUAGUAAAUCUUUUCUUCUUCUUGCUAACUUUUUUCCUGCGUAGCUGUAAAAUGGCUCAAAGAAGCAUUGACCUGUUUGUUUGCUCUUUUUCAGGAUCAUUAAUAUGAUUCUUGGUUCUUGUAUUGUAAGCAUCAACAAUAAUGGAUAAUCUUGACUUUUUAAUCUAUAUUAAACAUUUUUGUUUUGUGCUUUAAACCGUUGCGUUAUUCAUUCUAUUAUAUAUUAUAUAAAUGUAUUUUUUGUGACUAUAGUUGAAAGAAAAAGUGCCUGUCAAUAGAAAAGCUGUAUAAGCAACAGCAGGGAUUUUAAGAUGAGAGUGGACUGAUAUAUAGGCAAGUAUUGGGCCACACCUAUUAAUUUUUUCAGUUUAAAUGUUUACAGUCCAUUGCAACAGGUGGAUAAAAUCAAGCACCUAGCCAUGCAGUCUGCCUUUUUAUACCUUUUUGAAAGAAUGGGUCAUUCAAAAGAGCUCGCCAAAUUGGUACUGUAGUGUUACGGUAAUAAGCUGCCACAGUUGCACCAUGUAAAUUUUUUAUUAUUUCCUAGAUAUUCCACAUAUAGUUGUAUUGAAGCAUUUAGGAACCACAGUAUCUCAGCCAUGAAGUUUCCGACGAUGUAAUUUUACAGACCAGGGUAUGAGUGGCGAUGCAUAUAAUACAUAAAAGUUACCAACAGAGCUUGAAGACUCCUUUGACAUUAACAUCAGCACAAAGAACUGUGCUCCUGAGCUUCGUGGCAUGUCUGAGCAGCUCCUGUAGGUGUAAUUGUUGGCCCAGUACUUUUUCCAUGCUGUGUAUUUCAGUAUCAUAUCUGAAUAUAUGCAUACAACAUGGGUUAAAAAAAAGUAACUUAUUGCUGUCAUGUUUUAAGUAACUCAGUUCACAAAAAGGAAAGGCAGGACUACACUGGAUAAUUGUUGAUUAUAUUUUAUGAUUAUAUAUAUUUUGUCAUGGUCCCGGGACUCCUACCCGGUAUUUUGUAUUUCUUGUAUUGUUGUCAUUUGAUGUUAUUAUGUUUUAGGUCCACUGUUUAUUCUAAGGGUGCCUAGGUUGUUCUGUUAAGGUGUUUAUUAGAUUUCCCCUCAUGAAUUUACCCUAUGUGUCCCCCUCCAUGUAUCUGUGAGUCCCCAUGCCUCGUUUCUCCUCCUUGUGUUUUAUUCCAUGUUUUCCCCAACCCAUCAUGUCUGUGCUCUCCCCGUGUUCUCUCCUCCCCUCCUGUCUGAAAAGAACUGUCUCUGUCGUUCUCCCUUCUCUGAACUGUGUUAGACAGCACACUGUUCCACAAGAGAUGGUUACUAGUGUUGUGUUUUGAAACUGCUUCUGUGACUGUCUCUGAGCUAAUCUCUUCCAGGAUUGCUAACUCUCACCUGGAGAGUUUAAAAGUAGUGGAUUUUCUAAGACCAGCCUGCCUUAAAUCUAUAUCCCCUAAAACAGUUUGGCACCAUUAACCUUGUUUAUCUAGUGACUGUUACUGUUCCUGAGCUCCGCUCUCCGCUCUCCACCUCCAGUUCCUGUUCCCAGGGCAGCUCGGGCCCAGCUUUCCCUUGCACCAGUAUCAGUUCAUCGGGUGAGGGUGGCUGAGGUCCAGCUGGUCCCUGCUUCUGUCCCCAGGCUG
Messenger RNA from Oreochromis aureus, 3285 nucleotides. Its product is annotated as polymeric immunoglobulin receptor-like. The transcript has 9 exons. NCBI's taxonomy places the organism in Eukaryota, Metazoa, Chordata, Actinopteri, Cichliformes, Cichlidae. The coding region runs from base 215 to 1438 and encodes 407 amino acids. The record is from RefSeq and is a predicted model, not a curated record.